Molecule: messenger RNA, 2495 nt
Organism: Oncorhynchus gorbuscha (pink salmon)
Lineage: Eukaryota; Metazoa; Chordata; Actinopteri; Salmoniformes; Salmonidae
Product: interferon alpha/beta receptor 1a
Exons: 7
Coding region: 655-1872 (405 amino acids)
Molecular function (GO): protein binding; interferon receptor activity
Source: RefSeq, a predicted model, not a curated record
ACUUGUACAUAUUACCUCAUUUACCUCAACUAACCUGUGCCCCCGCACAUUGACCCUGUACUGGUACCCUCUGUAUAUAGCCUCGCUACUGUUAUUUUCCUGCUGCUCUUUAAUUAUUUUUACAAGCAUGCAUAAUAACAAAUCAACAUGCUAUAUUAAUAUAUGAACCUGGUGAAAUUCACAAAGUAUUUUAACAACUGUUACAUUCACCCCUCCUGAAUUUCACCAACCUUGUAAAACUAAACAAAAUAAUCUACCAAGCAUAAAAUAAAAUAAAUUAAACUAUUGUUGCAAACUAACUAGCUAGCUACACAUCUAACUGUCCAUCUAUGUAUUUACCCAUAUCUGAUUAUCCAUUGAUCUCAUCCAUGUCUUGACGACUGUGUCGCAAACUACGUACAAAAAAAACGUAAUCACGUAGGACCAAUCAGAGUAAAGUUACUGAGUUUUGACGUCAUUCAUACAUCUCCAUAUAAGUAAUUUCGUUGGCGUCCAUAUCGGUUUGUUUAUCCGGUGAUGUUCCCUUGAACCGGGACCAAAUCAACGGGCCACAGCAACUAAAGCUGGGAGUGGGGAAAUGAACGAUCUGUGAUGGUAGUUUUUUGGGGGGAAAAACGUACCGUUGGAUUACUUGUUAAAUAAUCAUUAUUCAUCAUGAAGGUGGGCUUUGCACUCGUUCUCCUCUGGUCUCUCCCAAUAACCAAUGUGCUUGCAGAGCUGCCUCAACCUCAGAACCUGACUCUGCUCACCCUGAACACACAGUAUGUACUGACGUGGGACUGGGACCAGACGACCACAGGCAACUCUGUUACCUUCACUGUAGAGUACAUGGCGAAGUACAAGAUGAAGAUGAAGAAGAAGAACUGGAGCCGUGUGUGUGAAAGGACCACACGCACCCGCUGUGACCUCACAGGUUCUGAUCUGCACUACCUGGGCAUGUACGUGCUCCGAGUCAGAGCCAGCGCAGGCGGAGUCAACUCGGACUGGGUCAACAAAGACUUCUGCCCUGAUAUCGAUGCUUCGUUGGGCCCACCGUCCAGGGUGGAGAUGGCUCCUGUGGGGAACCUGCUGGACGUGACCAUCUCUGACCCCAUGACCAGCACCCAGCACUCCAUGAAGGAACACGUCCUCUACCUGUACUACCGCAUCCUGUACUGGAGCCGCUCUGAUGACCCUCAGGGUCUGAAGCCUAAAGUGUUGGACUCUAGCAACAACCUGGUGACGCUGCCUGAGCUGGAGGCCUGGACGUGGUACUGUAUCAUGAUCCAGUCUCGCUACGACUACUACAACAAGACUAGCAGCUACACAGAACCCCAGUGCAUGCAGACGGAGGGUGACACCCCGUACUGGCAGAUCUUCCUGUACUUCCUGGUCUCCAUGAUGGUGUGUUUCCUGCUCGUGUUGCUUCCCUCCUACGCCUUCUUCAGGUUCUACAGAGUCCUCAAAAACACCUUUUACCCCUCUAUCCAGCUGCCUGCACACAUCCAGGAGUACCUCUGUGACUCCUCCCCUGGCUCUGACAUGCCCCGCCUCCUCACUGCUGAUUCAGAGGCGGAGCUGUGCUGUGAUAAGCUGACCAUCUGUCCUGAGGUGGUGCUACUGGAGAUACACGUCCCUCCUCCCCUCACAGCGCCCCCCUCAGAGCUGGAGCAGGACAGCGGCAGGCACAUCCGCCAGGACAGUGGAGACUCUGGAAUCUACUCCACAGAGGGAGGCUCCGCCCAGCAGGGUCGUAGUUGUGGGGAGCCAAUCAGGAGAGACCAGGAAGUGGACUCCUGGCAGACACUAGAGCAGGUCAAGAUGGAGGAGAUGGGGAGAGAGUCGGCUGACGAAAGAGAUCUGGACGAGGGGAUUGUGGAUGUUUGUGUCUGAGGACAAAUGGAGAGAGGAGAGCUGAGUGGAAAGCAUCAAUGAUGGUUGGCGAUUUGUAAUGAAGAAAUGAGAAUGGUUGCACAGAAUGUUCUCAAGUCUCCGUCUUGCUGUUUUUCCUCAAAGGACAGCAGAUUCAAAAUAUUGGGACUUUCAAGAAGCAAAGUGUCACAUGAUGUAAAAUGCAUCAUUGUGUGCCAAGUGACACUUUGCCAAGUGACACUUUGCUUCUUGAAAGUCCCAAUAUUUUGAAAACUUAUCUGUUGACAUGCAAAACAUUUUGGGACUGUAUCAUCAGUGGACUUAAUGAAUCCCAUGUUGCUGUGUUUAAUUUUUUUUCAAGGGCAUAAGAAACAAGCUUUAGAAUGUCAGAUUUAGUAUGGGGGGGGGGUUGACUUCAAGAUGUCUAAAAGACCCCAGUCCAUCUUGCUUUUCUAUGGCCGGUGUAAUGACUGACAUGUUUUAGUGUAGUUUGGAACACGUUUAUCUCAUCUCAAGACUCGGCUGGUCACAGCCAGGGGCGUACUUUCUGUUCCCAGUGAAUUCUGAGACCGUCGCUCCAUUUUAUAGCGUCCUGUGAAGUGUGUGAAUCCAGGGGGAAACAGGGUAGCUCAUUGUGUUUUAAA